Hyla sarda is the source of this 1097-nucleotide messenger RNA. RefSeq names its product MID1 interacting protein 1 (gene MID1IP1). Lineage: Eukaryota; Metazoa; Chordata; Amphibia; Anura; Hylidae. Gene Ontology annotation, biological process: regulation of lipid biosynthetic process. Gene Ontology annotation, cellular component: cytosol. The transcript has a single exon. The coding region runs from base 371 to 826 and encodes 151 amino acids. The record is from RefSeq and is a predicted model, not a curated record.
UCCUUACUGGCAGGCGGCGUGUGAGGUGAGAAGGAGGGGGCGGGGCGUCGCCUCUUAUAGUCGGUGUUACCCUCGGUCAUUCGGAUCCGUGAACCGGCUGCAUCCUGCUGUACUGCAAGGGGCUGGCACUUGGAGCUGCACCUUUCUGUGCGGGUAUAUAUUGUGGCGGGCACCAUAGCUGGUACAUGGAGAGGAGAUAAGGAGUGGCUCACAGCGCACUGACUCAGCUCUCCUCACGGCCGCCUCCUGUGCUGAGCAUUAGUGUUCUCCUCCAGCUGGAUGCACAUUGCUAGUGACAGCCAUCAGCACCGGCAGCAGAGCGGAUUGUACUGUCCUCAGGAGCCGCCAUCUCUACCCAUCCAGCGCAGCCAUGAUGCAGAUCUCGGAUUCCCACAACCAGAAGCGUUCAUUGUUCAAUGCCAUGAACAGGUUUAUCGGGGCUGUGAAUAACAUGGACCAGACUGUCAUGGUGCCCAGCCUGCUGAGGGACGUCCCUCUGGACAUGGAGGAGAUGAAGGAAGAGGUGACUAAUGGGGCCGCCAACUAUUACAGCCGGAGAGACAUGCACAGCUACUACAUCCUGCUGAAGUCUAUCAGGAAUGACAUCGAGUGGGGCAUCCUGCAGGGGGACGACAGGAAAAAGGACAAAGUCACCCACAUGGACAUGGUGAGGCUGGAGGACUCUGAUGGGGAGGAGGACCUGGAGAAGCUCUUCCACUACCAUCUCACUGGACUGCACACAGUGCUGAGCAAGCUCACCAGGAAAGCCAACAUGCUCACCAACAGAUACAAGGAGGAGAUCGGAUUUGGCAGCUGGGGCCAUUGACUAUAGGAGCCUUUUACUCUCCUAAUUCUUAGUAUCAUAUUUUUAUUAUUUUAUGAUGGGUUCUGGUUUCUUUGUAAUAAUGUUUUUUUAUAAUAUUAUUUGCUGAAGAGUUAGACGACUGUGGAGGAUUGUGGGAGCUUGGGGAUCAUAUUUAGUGACAUCCGUCUAAUUUAUUCCUUUAGGAGGUUUCGGUAGUAAUGGUGGUAUGAGUAAGGCGUCCUGUCAUCCACCUCUCUGGGUGGCACAGAGAUGCAGUGACUAAGAGUCCAUC